AUGGAUGCAGCCUGGGCUCAGGUUUACAACCUGAUCGACCAGGUACAACAAGUACCGACACAGCUGCUGCUGGCCGUUGCUUGUUUCUCCCUUGUCGCCUUUGCGAUUCUGGUAUCCGUUGAUCUGAACAACCAGCAUACUCAUACAAAACGUUCUGACUCCAAGCUCAGNUUGUAUCUCGGUCUAUUCAUCGUCGCUCCUGUUCCUCGGUCACCGCAUGAGCCUGAGAAGAAAUACACGACUAUCCUGCCCGACGGAUCUGUCAGCGACCCUAAACCACAGCCAUGCUGGUACGACCACCAUGUAUCACUCAAGGCACAGGCCCGCAGUGGGAAGAUUGCUACCAGCGAUGCCUUCAGGCCCACUCAACCUGAGGUCCUGGUCACCGUCGUUGUGCCUGCCUACAAUGAAGAGCAAAGAAUGAGCGGCAUGCUCGAGGAGGCUGUCGAGUACCUGCAAUCCACCUUCCCGCAAUCGCAAUCCACCACAAGCGAUAAGCCCAAAGGCUGGGAGAUUCUUGUUGUGAACGACGGUUCUACCGACAAGACCAUCGACACGGCUCUAUCCUUUGCUCGCGACCAUCAGCUUUCCACGCAUCCUUCCACUCCAGCUGGCCCAUGGUCCUCCAACGAUGGCCCCAAGACACGGUCUAAGUCUGCUCCCAAAAUCGAGACAGUACCCACCACCAUUCCACAAGGCAGCAUUCGCGUCAUCUCAUUGGAAGAGAACAGAGGAAAAGGAGGAGCUGUCACUCAUGGCAUGCGCCAUGCAAGAGGUGCAUAUGUUGUUUUCGCCGAUGCCGACGGUGCUUCUCGCUUCUCUGACCUGGGCAAGCUGAUGGAGAAUUGCGAUCGUGUUGCUGAUGCAAAGGGAAGAGCUGUUAGUGUUGGAAGCCGAGCACAUAUGGUUGGUAGCGAAGCUGUCGUCAAGGUAAAGAGAUUAGAAGACACCAAGCUGGACAUCAUUACUGACCCUCUCACANNGCGCUCUUUCUUGCGAAACGCACUCAUGCACUCUUUCCAUCUUCUGCUCCGCCUUCUUACACCUCCAGCCACAUCAUCAAUCAAGGACACUCAAUGCGGCUUCAAGCUCUUUACACGCCCUGCGCUCCCAUAUAUUAUUCCAUACAUGCAUAGCGAGGGUUGGAUCUUCGAUGUCGAGAUGCUCAUGCUUGCAGAGAGUGCUGGCAUACCCAUGGCCGAGGUAGCUAUUGGCUGGAAAGAGGUUGGAGGCAGCAAGCUAAAUGUUGUCUGGGACUCUCUGGGUAUGGCCUGGGGACUGGCUGUAUUGAGAGCUGCAUGGAUGGUCGGCGUUUAUCGGAGAGAUAUCUGA
Molecule: messenger RNA, 1332 nt
Organism: Aureobasidium musti
Lineage: Eukaryota; Fungi; Ascomycota; Dothideomycetes; Dothideales; Saccotheciaceae
Source: the annotation of a GenBank genome assembly